Molecule: messenger RNA, 2832 nt
Organism: Tetrahymena thermophila SB210
Lineage: Eukaryota; Ciliophora; Oligohymenophorea; Hymenostomatida; Tetrahymenidae
Exons: 2
Source: RefSeq, a predicted model, not a curated record
AUGGACUAAUUAGCUCCAAAUAGUAUUCCUAUUCAAUAAAAUUGUAUCAUUCAUCCUCAAAAUAAACUUGCCUUUAUCUAAGUUAAUGAAAUCCCAUCCCUUCCUAACUCUAACAUAUUCUAAUGUGUUGAUUGCUUCGAAUAAGAUUUACAAUUUAGAGGUGCCAAUUACAUGCUCAUCUAAAAAAUUAUUGAAAAUUCAGAUUCUGAUUUUCAUUAUAAAUGGCCACCUCUCAAUGAUUAGCAGAUUGUUCAGAAUAUUCAUUUGAAGGCUAAGAAUCUCAAUUCAACAUAAAGCGUCCUCAAUUAAAUCAAUUCUUACUUCACUUAGCUAAAAGAUGAAAUCAUUAAAAAAAUCGAUGUCGCUUAGAAAAAAGCAAUCAAUCAAGCUCUCGAAAUGCCUUUUGGCAAAGAGUAAAUUUUGAAAAGGUAUCAAGAAAUAUCUUAAAUUCAAAAUUUAAAAUCACUGCUCAUGCAAGACUAGAAUAAGUCUUUUGCGCUCUACCAAAAAUCGUGUAAAGACUUCAUUUAGUAAGUAUAGUUAAAUAAAGCUAAAAAUACGCAGCUGCUUUAAGAGUUACUCAAUCAAUGUGACAAAAUUCAACAAUUAGUGGAUUUUGACAGAUUAAACAAAAGCAAAAUAUUUUUAUUAGAAUUUUUAGAUUAGCUUAACUUUUUUGAAGAUUAAACAUAAAGUCAAGUCAAGUCUGAUAAUAACUUAAAUAAUAAUAUAUUACCAUAACAAGAUAAUAAUAAAAUAGAUUAAUUAAUGAAAUUAAUUUCUAACAAAACUAAUUAUUGUAGUGAAGAGUUUUUGAAUCAAAUUAGACAAUAAAUGUAAAAACUAAGUCUCUUUUUUGAAUAAAUUUCAUUUGACAAAAUGAAUCAAGAAGGUAAAAAAGCUAUCAAAUUUUCAGAAUUAAAUGAUGAGAAAAUAAACAGUGUAAAUGAAUAUGUUGAGCAUUUGAUCAAAUUACAAGAUGAUCCUUAACACCUCUAAUCAGUUAAGAAUUCAUUUUAAAUAUCAAAUCUACUCAAUGUUCUUGAUAACAAAUUCAAUUUUAUCUCAAAUAAUUAUCGAGAUAACUUGAUGAGAUACUUAAUUGAAACAUAUCCAUUUUCAAAAAAUAUAAACACAGAUGAAAUGUUCUCUGAAGAAUAAAGCUUUAAUAUUUUGAGGAGUCUAGAAACAAAUUAUAUAAAAGAGUUUGUUAAAAUAGUAAAAAAGAAAUAGAAUCUAAAUGAAAACCAAUAAAACUUUGAUAAUAGUUAAACAUACAGAGUUCAAUAAACAAUACUAGAAUCAUUUAGUUUUGAAAAACCUGAAUUGGAAAAUACCUUAAAACAAUUUCCUAUCUUUGAUUUAUUAUUGUUAAAAGGGAAGAAUAUCUUGAAUCAACUAUAAUUUUAGAAAAGCAAUUUUUAAGAUGGAAACUAGCGAAUAGAAAUAGUUAAAAAUAUGAAUAAUUAAUUUGAAAUUUCUUUAAAUUAAACUAACUACUAAGGGAGUUAUAAAAAAUUUUUAGAUUAGCUUAACUUUUUUGAAGAUUAAACAUAAAGUCAAGUCAAGUCUGAUAAUAACUUAAAUAAUAAUAUAUUACCAUAACAAGAUAAUAAUAAAAUAGAUUAAUUAAUGAAAUUAAUUUCUAACAAAACUAAUUAUUGUAGUGAAGAGUUUUUGAAUCAAAUUAGACAAUAAAUGUAAAAACUAAGUCUCUUUUUUGAAUAAAUUUCAUUUGACAAAAUGAAUCAAGAAGGUAAAAAAGCUAUCAAAUUUUCAGAAUUAAAUGAUGAGAAAAUAAACAGUGUAAAUGAAUAUGUUGAGCAUUUGAUCAAAUUACAAGAUGAUCCUUAACACCUCUAAUCAGUUAAGAAUUCAUUUUAAAUAUCAAAUCUACUCAAUGUUCUUGAUAACAAAUUCAAUUUUAUCUCAAAUAAUUAUCGAGAUAACUUGAUGAGAUACUUAAUUGAAACAUAUCCAUUUUCAAAAAAUAUAAACACAGAUGAAAUGUUCUCUGAAGAAUAAAGCUUUAAUAUUUUGAGGAGUCUAGAAACAAAUUAUAUAAAAGAGUUUGUUAAAAUAGUAAAAAAGAAAUAGAAUCUAAAUGAAAACCAAUAAAACUUUGAUAAUAGUUAAACAUACAGAGUUCAAUAAACAAUACUAGAAUCAUUUAGUUUUGAAAAACCUGAAUUGGAAAAUACCUUAAAACAAUUUCCUAUCUUUGAUUUAUUAUUGUUAAAAGGGAAGAAUAUCUUGAAUCAACUAUAAUUUUAGAAAAGCAAUUUUUAAGAUGGAAACUAGCGAAUAGAAAUAGUUAAAAAUAUGAAUAAUUAAUUUGAAAUUUCUUUAAAUUAAACUAACUACUAAGGGAGUUAUAAAAGUAAUUCUACUAAUUGCAUUUCUUAGAUACUGGAAAGAGAUAAAAAAUAUAUAUUUAGAAUUUAAUUUCAAAAGGGAAAUAAUGGUUUACUUAUGAUAGGAUUAAUGAAAAAUGAGAAUUUCAAUAGAAGGAAUGGAUUUAAUGAUAAAAUGAGCUACUAUUUUAAAUUAGAAAAUAAUAAGAUGAAAUAUAAUGGAUAAUAUGGAAUAGAUAAAUUUGUAAAAGGAGAUUUUACAUAAUUGUUAGAUGAAAAUAGUACUUUAGAGUUGAGAGUUUGGCUAGAAGGAUAGUAACUUGAGGUAUUAAAUUACCCAGAUUAUUCCUAUAAAGUUGAAAUUUAAGAUGAAUUUAAAUAAAAUUUAUCUUAAAAAGAUCUAUGUUUAUAUUUCUAUUUGAUUGGGCACUAAGAUAAAUAUAUCUUAAAAGAAGCAUUAAUAGUUGAGUAAUUUUGA